UUAAAUAUAUAUACAAACCUUUCCACAUAUUUUACCCUUUUUCCCAUCGUUAGACCCAAAAAUAUGCUAUGAAAUCCAUAGCACAAGAUCAAUAAACCAAUCCAUUCAACUAGAACAGAAUAAAUGGCACCCAAAUCGCGAGAUCUUAUGAAAUACAGGCUGAAUCGACAGCAGACGUUUGUGGAAACCGUCAAGGUUGCUGGAGGUGGCGAGUCGCGAUGGCUGGAUCUCAUUGGAGAGAGCUCUAUAGAAUCACUUGUAGACUUGGGUUUCUACUAUGCUCCUACAAAAGUCAACAAGAAUAGAGUUAUAUGUUUCCUAUGCAACAAAUCGGAGCUGGUUUUUGACGAAGUUGAAAUCGACUCAAUAGCUGUACAACAUUAUAGAAAAAGUAAAGCAUGCGUUCGAGCCCUUAUUGCACUAUCUAAUCAAAUGAGAAGCCAAUUCGACUCCAAAGAAGCGAUUUUAAGCUAUUGGCAGAAUCAUGAACAAAAGGUUCUUUCAUCUCCUUUGGCACGACCUGCUCAGAGGUUUCGUGAACGAACGUAUGGAGAUGCGUUUGUUCUAGAUCUGAAGGAGGGCUAUAAACCUAACAGUACCACGUUGGCAGCAGCAGGUUUUUUCUAUGCUCCGCUAGAUUUCCAAGACGACAAAGUCUCUUGCGUAUAUUGUGGAUGCUCGCUCGAUCAUUGGGAACAAGAUGAUGACCCUGUAGAAGAACACAAGCAGAAUAGUAGAGGGUUUUGCUAUUUUUUGGACCAACUAGGAUUUGACCAAAGAGAAGAAAAUCAGCAAGAAGUCAGUGGGGUAGACAGUCCGAAAAUAGAUAAGUUUCUUGGUUUAUUCUCUGACACUGAUGAAAGUGAUAAGGAGAAUGUUCAGAAUAUUAAACAAGGUAAGAAUGAACCAACGAAUGUUGUUCUAUCUCAAGGCGAAGAUUCAAUUCAAGAAGCAAAGCCAGAACUGGAAAAAAAAGUAAACCUUUUGAAAGCUCCAAAGCUUGCAAAAGAAGAAGAAAAGACAGCUAAAAAAUUUAUAUUAAUAGAUGAUGAAGCCGUCGAUAACGAUAACGAGGUGGAAGAAGUUAGCGACUUCGACGAUUCCGAUUAUGGAAAUAAUGCCGAAGAGCAAGAAAACAAUAGCGAUGAUGAAAUUGCAAUAGAGGUUGAAGAAAAAGAUGUCAAAGAUUACACCAAUUCUGAAGCUGAUGUUUCUACUACAACUAGGCGAUCUAAAAGAAUCCGAAAGUUACGCGCUGAAAAGGAUCCCAAUAUAGAUUAUUGGGAUAAAGUUCCAGACGACGACUUGUAUGAUGAGUUCAUGGGUGCUGCUAGAAGGACAACCAAGUCAACACAGCCAAUUGCAAAAGAUAGAAGUGAAGACCCAUCAGAUGGAGAAGGGUCUAAUGAUAAUGUUAAUGAUAAUGAGAGCGAUGGUGAUAGUAGUAGUGACAACGAUAGUGAGACAGAAGAAGUUGCAGAAGAUUCACUUAAAGAUUUCUACGAUGACGAUAGCACAUCAGAAAUACUUGAUGAGUCCAACUAUAUUCCAGAAGGGUCAGAUAAUGACAAUGUGGAUGAAGUGAACAUUUCCUCGAACUCUGUUUCUGAAGUGGAUGAUUCUCUUAUCACCAAGAAAAAGACCCGAAAGCGUAAGACACCAGAAAGUAAAGGUGAAAGUAACGAAGAAUAUAAUGGUAGUGGUAAAAAACAAAAAUCACAAGAACCAAUUGAGGAAGUCAUUUCUUCUGCAAUGCCAAAGAAAUUGAAGUUUACAAAAAAAUCAGCCUCUGCAACUCCCCCUAGAUUUGAUGAAACCAAUGAAGACAUGGAUAUUUACCAAGAUGCAAAUGUUGAGAAUCUUGAGAUGAACGUGAAAGUAGUUUCUACAGAAAAAUUAUCACCCAUCAAAGAUUCUAAGCCAGAGUCUCAUAUUCUUCCACCUCGGCCUACAAUUCAUUCCCUUGAGUUUGCAGUUGACUCUGAGAAUUCACGCGAAAUAGGAAAGAGCAGAAUCACUAAUACGAAGCCUUUCAAAACUAAUAAAAAACAACGUCGCAAUAUUUUUGACAUGUCGUUUGAGAAUGAGUUUCCUAGUUUGCAGGAUUCCUUAUCCCCAGUUAGAAUUCCUGCUAAUUUUGGAAAGAGACUGCCGAUUACAUCAUUGCCAACAUUAACAAAAGAAGAUUUAGAGGUGCAGAAGAAUACUUCUAUUGUAGAUGCGAAACAAGAACUUUCCCCUUCGUUAUCAGAACAAGCAAAAAUUGAAGUCAAUGAUGCCAAGCAAGAAAUGGAGCCUGAAGAAAACGAAUCAAAACAUGAUAAUCGGAUUGAAGAUGACGAACUUGAUGAGAUUGAUAAAGAUCUGAUUUCUGGAAUAGAAGACGUCCAGAAAGAAGUUGUUGAAGUUGUAGCAAAAGAAAGAGUUAAUGAGGGUUAUGAUGAAAUAAGAGAACAGCUUCCACAGAACAAUAAUGAAGACAAAGACGAGGCGAUUUAUAGUUCAGGAGAGUCUGACGUUGACUAUGCCAACUAUAUUGAAGAUAUCCGUGGAAUAAAUGCAGAAAUUCUGAGGUCUAUGGAAGUAAUAGAGCAGGAGUUAGAACAGGGAGAGGCUCCUGGGGAGUCUGAAGUUGAUUCUGCGCAGAAAUCACUGACUGAAAAUGAAGUUGCUAGAACAGAAACAAACGAAAGCGAAACGAGUCUUGAAAUUGGCGAUCAAAUAGAUGCAGAAUCAACCAAAUUAGAUAUCGUCGGAUUAGAAAAGGAUCCAACUGUAAAUGGUGAGAUGGCUGGUACAGAAGUCAGCAAGGAAAUAGUAGAUUCUGUCAACGAAAGUUCAGAAGAGGUUGUGACAGCGAUUGAAUUUCAGGAAGAUCAACAGGAAGAAUUGUCACAAGAUACUGCCGAAGAACAAUCAUCAGCUAUAGAACAAGACAAUGCAGAUGAAAUUGAUGUUGAGGUCGAUGAAGUGACAGAAAUAUCAUUUCGUAAUACUGAAGUGGAACCCCAAAAACAGCAAAAUGAGCCGCCGGCAAGAUAUGCUGUUCCAGAGUCUCUGUUGGUAGAAGAAAUCAAAGAUAGUGUAAGGUCUUAUGACGAUUCUACCAAUAGAUUAACGAUUUCCAAAAUUAGAUCUUCGUUGCCUGUACAAGAGUCUACUAUGGAAACUGCUUCUAAAGAACAAAACGAGUCUGAAACGAAGCAAUCUAUUGUUGAGGAUAGUAAGACUAAUGGUGUUGAUAUUGGUCUAUCUUCUCCACAAGUUUCUCCGAUUGCUCACAAUACAAGUAGCCGCAGAGCCAGUUCGCUAUCUAAUGCUAACUCUGAGCUUUUCUCUGGCAAUACACCUUCAGCUUCUAUUAGUAGGCUUGGAAGAGCUGAUGCUAUGAUUGAGUCAAGUACGCCGCAGAAUUCGAACAGUAUCCGAUCUUUAACUGUCAAAGAAAAAAUUUCUCAGGUCACAGAUCUACCAAAAAAAUGGGUGCAAAAACCACUAGUUCAAUUUCUGGAGGAACUUGCUAACUUGGAAGAGACAGCAGUUCAUUUGCGCAAUUUAGCUGCACUGGGAUAUGAUCUCCGUGAUGAUCCGGGUGAUCUUACCAGUCUCUUAGCAGAUAUGCCUGAAGAAGAAGAAAACAUGACAAUCAAAGAAUGGGUAGAGAAUUGUGCUACAAACUGCCGCAACUUGAUUGAAGACCAAUGCGACCAGAUGACAGCGUUUGUAGUCAACGAGUAUAAACGGGCGAUCCUGGUAAUAGAGGCGCUUCCUACAAUAGACUAGAAAUAGCACUGUCUGUAUAUAUAGAAGUCAGAAUUAGAGUAAAGCUACAAUAGCUCAAAGUACAUAAAUUACAAAUUGAACUU
Scheffersomyces stipitis CBS 6054 is the source of this 3866-nucleotide messenger RNA. RefSeq lists its product as uncharacterized. Lineage: Eukaryota; Fungi; Ascomycota; Pichiomycetes; Serinales; Debaryomycetaceae. The transcript has a single exon. The coding region runs from base 124 to 3783 and encodes 1219 amino acids. The record is from RefSeq and is a predicted model, not a curated record.